This is a messenger RNA of Letharia lupina, 1041 nucleotides long. RefSeq lists its product as uncharacterized. The transcript has 4 exons. Lineage: Eukaryota; Fungi; Ascomycota; Lecanoromycetes; Lecanorales; Parmeliaceae. Bases 1 to 1041 code for a protein of 346 amino acids. The record is from RefSeq and is a predicted model, not a curated record.
AUGCCUAGCCAUGAAAUCCUCGCCUUAUCAAGAGAAGCCAAACACGAUUACUCCAAGGGGGCGCCUAGCAGCUGGUACGCAGACUCACUUCAAGAAGGUCUCGUCUAUGGCAGCCACAGGGCCAGAACUGCUCCAACAAAUGCAUCUUUCCUCCGCACCUGCCGCCUCAUAAACACCGAGGCCACCCCCAUCUUCUAUGGCGCAAACAAGAUCAUUGUAUACGCCGAGGAUAACAACGACAUCUUCUACUGGUUACUUGAUAUCGGUGAGCGCAACAGAAGAGCCAUACGUCACCUCGAAAUCGGCUGGGCCUACGGUGUCAGUAUCGAGUCUGGGAGAGGCAACAUACACGGCAUCCUAGAGAAGAUUGAAGAUAUGGGGGAAUCGGAAGAUGACGAAAUUCGAGAGCACCGGCAACAAUUGAUCGACAUGGUGAAGCGACUUGAGAAAAAGACCAUCCGCCUCAUUGUCCGCACCCUCCACCUCCUUGUCACCAACCAAGGCCUCCAAUCCCUUUCAGUCUACCUCCCUGGCGUCGACGGUGGCGACAUUUGGGACCUUCCCAACCCAAAUUUCUACUUCGCCGAAGAACUCUUUUCAAACUCCACCACAAGUGUACACGCUUGCAUCCCCGAAGCCCUGGCAAGAAUGAUCGGCAUCAAGACCCUCACUAUUGGCUACACCAAAGACAUCGAACUAGCCGAGGAAAUCGCCAGGGCCACAGGAGCGAAACAGUUGUUAAUCGAAACGAUGCCGGAGGGCAACACGUUAAUGUUGAGUGCAGCAGAGCAGGCCGAAUGGGCAAGCAGAGGUUGGAGUUUAGAAGGCAGGACGGCGAAGAAGGCGCUGAAACCAAAUACUGUCGAGGAUUACUCGGGGAAUGGGACCGAGGAGGAGAGGAAGAAUGAGGUGCAGAAAGGAUACAUAAGCGAGGGAUAUGCCGAGGGUGGGAGAUUGAAGGCAAGCAUGCUCCAUGAUAUGGGGAGUGAAGAGUCUAGUGAAGUGAUUGAUGACUCGAGUUCGGGCCAGGACUACGAUUGA